AUGUGGAAGUUGCCACUUCUGGAACAGUUGCCAGGUGAGCGUCACAUCUUCAAUUCCAUUGACACUGUAUUCAACAUCAAUGAAGCUGAGGAUUAUCCAGUUGAAUUCUUGAAUAGUCUAACACCACCUGGCCUUCCACCUUACAGCUUCCACCUCAAGAUUGGGGCGCCAGUUAUGCUAUUUGGAAACCUCGAUCCACCAAAGCUUUGCAAUGGCACACAACUUAUAAUAAAGAAGAUGAUGCUAACAGUCUUUGAGACAACAAUUUUGACUGGUAAACCAAGCAGUGAGCCUGUAUACAUUCCUAGAAUUCCGCUUAUUCCCUCGGAUAUGCCUUUCCAGUACAAGCGCCUGCAAUUCCCGUUGAAACAGCUUUGCAAUGGGUAUUAA
Messenger RNA from Octopus sinensis (East Asian common octopus), 390 nucleotides. Its product is annotated as ATP-dependent DNA helicase PIF1-like. The transcript has a single exon. NCBI's taxonomy places the organism in Eukaryota, Metazoa, Mollusca, Cephalopoda, Octopoda, Octopodidae. The record is from RefSeq and is a predicted model, not a curated record. Bases 1 to 390 code for a protein of 129 amino acids.